AACCGAAAUUAAAAUGUUCAUUAUUUGUGCAAUUUUGUUAUCAGUUGCAUUACAAUAUAAUGUAUAUUCUAGGGAGUUAGGUCAAAGGCGUCUGUACUCUCUGGAGGAGACUCCAACACUUUUCGAACAGUUUAUAAAAGAUUACAAUAAAGAGUAUGAUGAGAGCGAGAAGGAAGAAAGGUUUAAAAUAUUUGUGAACAAUUUAAAGGAUAUUAACGCUAUGAACGAGAGGAGUUCGAAUGCUGUUUACGGUAUCAAUAAGUUUUCGGAUCUGAGCAAAGAAGAAUUCAUGAAAUUUUAUACCGGUCUGAAACGAGAAGAGAGUCCAUCGAAUGAGGAUCAUAAAAAAACUGAUUUGCCAGAAUCAUUUAAUGUUACUGCACCGGAUCAAUUUGAUUGGCGAAAGAAAGGAGUUGUUAGCAGCGUAAAGAUUCAAGGAGAUUGUGGUUCAUGCUGGGCAUUUAGUGCAGCUGCUAAUGUCGAAAGUAUACAUGCUAUAAAGACUGGUAAGCUCAUAGACGUGUCUGAGCAACAACUACUGGACUGUGAUAAAUAUGAUUCGGGAUGUUCAGGAGGACUCGAAUGGAUUGCCAUGAGAUAUUUCGUCGCUAAUGGUGCAAUGUCUUUGAAGUCUUAUCCUUACGUUGCUAAAGAAGGAAAAUGCCGUUAUGAUAGCAGUAAAGUUGAAAUAAGAUUAAAGGAAUAUAAACACAUAGAAAAACUAUCGGAAGACCAAAUUAAGGAACAUCUUUACAAUAUCGGACCGUUGAGUAUAGCUAUAACGUCAUCAGGACUUGCAUGGUAUAUAGGGGGAAUUCUGAUUGAAGGGUGUCAUGUCAGUUAUAUAGUCGAUCAUGCUGUUCUUUUGGUAGGAUACGGAACAGAAAACGGCGUUGACUACUGGAUCGUCAAGAAUUCUUGGAGUCCGGAUUGGGGGGAAGAUGGUUAUUUUAGAAUGAAGAGGGGAGUGAAUUGCUUAUUGGUAACUGAAUGCGGAAUUACAACAGCUGUUAUAUAAAACAAUAAAUGUUUGAAAUAGAUAUUACUAUUUAUUAUUGUAAGACAAUCACUUCUAUUCUAUAAAGUCAGUAUUUGGAACCAUACCUCAUUACGUACAACUUACUAACCGUUUAGCCACGAGGUCGAAAGAUCUUAAAGCAACGAAAUCUUUUGAUAAUCAACAAAUAUU
Danaus plexippus (monarch butterfly) is the source of this 1189-nucleotide messenger RNA. RefSeq lists its product as uncharacterized. Gene Ontology annotation, molecular function: cysteine-type endopeptidase activity. The transcript has 6 exons. The record is from RefSeq and is a predicted model, not a curated record. Gene Ontology annotation, cellular component: lysosome. NCBI's taxonomy places the organism in Eukaryota, Metazoa, Arthropoda, Insecta, Lepidoptera, Nymphalidae. The coding region runs from base 14 to 1018 and encodes 334 amino acids.